AUGGGUAAGACUAUUCUCAGCUGCCGUAAGGGUAACGGGUCUGUGUACCAGGUGCACGGCCACAAGCGCCUCGGACCCGCCAAGCUCCGUAUUCUCGACUACGCCGAGCGCCACGGCUUUAUGCGCGGUGUUGUGAAGACCAUUGAGCACGAGCCUGGGCGUGGAGCCCCACUCGCCCGUGUGGAGUUCCGCCACCCGUACAAGUACCGCCGCGUGAAGGAGCUGAUGGUGGCCCCGGAGGGUAUGUUCACUGGCCAGUCGAUGCUCUGCGGUGUGAAGGCGCCCCUGGCGAUUGGCAACGUCCUGCCGCUCGGUCAGAUCACGGAGGGCUGCAUUGUGUGCAACGUGGAGGCAAAGGUCGGCGACCGCGGCACCAUCGCCCGCGCCUCAGGUGACUACUGCAUCAUCAUCUCCCACAACCACGAGACAGGCCGCACCCGCCUGAAGCUGCCAAGCGGACAGAAGAAGACUGUCCCCAGCAGCUGCCGUGCCAUGAUCGGUAUCAUCGCUGGCGGUGGCCGUAUUGAGAAGCCAGUGCUGAAGGCCGGUAACUCCUUCUACCGCUUCCGCGGCAAGCGCAACUGCUGGCCCAAGGUCCGUGGUGUGGCCCGUAACCCAGUCGAGCAUCCCCAUGGUGGUGGUAACCAUCAGCACAUUGGUCACCCCUCAACGGUGUCCCGCAAUGCUCCACCAGGACAGAAGGUCGGUCUCAUCGCCGCCCGCCGCACUGGACGUAUUCGCGGUAGCAGGGCCGUCAAGGGCGCAUGGCACCCAGAGGAGUAA
Molecule: messenger RNA, 783 nt
Organism: Trypanosoma theileri
Lineage: Eukaryota; Euglenozoa; Kinetoplastea; Trypanosomatida; Trypanosomatidae
Product: 60S ribosomal protein L2
Exons: 1
Coding region: 1-783 (260 amino acids)
Biological process (GO): cytoplasmic translation
Cellular component (GO): ribosome; cytosolic large ribosomal subunit
Molecular function (GO): RNA binding; structural constituent of ribosome
Source: RefSeq, a predicted model, not a curated record